Messenger RNA from Pimephales promelas (fathead minnow), 551 nucleotides. RefSeq names its product ly6 domain containing, pigment cell (gene lypc). The record is from RefSeq and is a predicted model, not a curated record. NCBI's taxonomy places the organism in Eukaryota, Metazoa, Chordata, Actinopteri, Cypriniformes, Leuciscidae.
GAAUUGAAUUAUGUUCAAGGGUGGAGUCGCAUUUUGAUGUUAAAAGGGAAGGGUAAGAGGAAAAGAUGAUAAUGUAAAAUCUGGACCAUUCUGACCUGUAAAAGGAUUACGCUGUAGACUGAGACAAUCUAAAUAUGUCUCAACAAUUUAGACACAUCCUCUUCUUUUGUCUUCUCCCGUCUGUGGUUCCUCUCUUCUGUUAUACAUGUGUAUUUCCUUCCAUCUCACCCCUGGACUGUCUGAAGUUCCCCACCAGCUGUUCGCCGGGUCAGCUCUGUCUUUCUAGCAAAGCUGUAGGAAAGCGAGGGGAUUUUCAGGUCACCCUGUAUGAAAAGAGCUGUGCUCUUCCUGCGCUGUGUGGAUUAACAGGAGAGAAGUUUGCCUUUGGUUUAAACUUUACCUUCACCAGCGACUGCUGUGAUACUAUGCUCUGCAACGGCGUCUCAGCCGGUUCUGCUGGCGUAUCUAGCACUCUGCUUUCGCUUCUUCUGGCAUUGCUUUAUUCACAGUAAACUCAACUAAUGGACUCUAUUCCAAAAAAAACAAACAAA